UUUUAUCAGUGUAUUUAUCGAUUUAUAAUAACGAUCCUAAUAAAGGUGUCCGAAUGAAUCCGUGUGACGUAAAAUUAUGGGGAAGGAAGUAAAUAAACAUUGAAAAGCAUUUAGAUCAACUAAACGUCGAAUAUUACAAAAUGCGAUAUUUAAUGGUCUAAACUUACUUAAUGAAAUACGUCCAGAAUCCAUAUGGCUACCUGGUGGGAACAGACAAACUACACGGGAACGAGUUCUAUUAACAAGGAUGCUCCGAGAUUGCUUGUUGUUGCAUUUGACUUCGGAACAACAUACAGUGGAUAUGCUUUUUCAUUCCGGGAUGACCCGUUGAGAAUCCAAAGCAAUCAAGGAUGGAUUGCUGGCAGUGAUCAACUCAUCUCAUUGAAAACACCAACAUGCGUUCUUCUCAAUCAAAGACAAGAGUUUGACUCAUUUGGAUUUGAAGCUGAAAAUAAAUUUGCAGACCUUGCCGAAGACAAUAAGCACCAUGGUUGGCUUUUAUUUCGUAGGUUCAAAAUGAUCCUACACAAUAACGAGAACUUAUCAAGGUCAACUACCGUUGAAGAUAUUAAUGGAAAAUCAAUGCCUGCAUUGACUGUCUUUACAAUGGCAAUCAGAUAUCUAAAAGACCAUUUUCUCGAGGCUCUCAACAAACAGAAGACAGGAAUUGAAGACAAAGACAUACAAUAUGUUAUUACAGUGCCUGCAUUAUGGAAUGAUAAAGCCAAACAGUUUAUGCGGGAAGCAGCAGAAAAGGCUGGAAUAGCAAAGACACAACUAAAGUUGUCUUUCGAACCUGAAGCAGCCUCUAUAUGGUGCCAAACAAUCUCGACAGACAUAAAGGAAAGUCUCACUAGAUCAGGAAAACAGUACAUGGUCAUUGACCUUGGAGGUGGAACCGCAGAUAUAUCUGUCCAUGAAAAGCAAAUUGAUGACACUUUAAAAGAACUACAUAAAGCAAGCGGGGGACCCUGGGGUGGCACAAUUGUUGACGACAAUUUUAUAGAAUGGGUCACAAAAAUUAUCGGGAAAUCUACAAUGCAGAGAUUUAAAGAUGAGCAAAUGGAAGACUACUUCCAAUUGUUAAGAGAGUUUGAAAUAAAAAAGAGAAAUAUUAAAACCGAUUCAACGGGAAACAUAACAUUCAGACUGCCUGCAUCACUGAAAUACCUGUACCGAAAAGAUAAUAGGGAUACAUUGAAGGAUAGAAUUGUCGCAAUGGGAUUAUCUGACGUUGUAAAAUAUAACGGGGACAAACUGAGAGUGGACGCUUCGGUCAUUAAGCAGUGGUUUGAGCCUCCUAUUUACAACGUGAUUCAGCAUGUACAACAGAUUCUUUCAAAACCAAAUAUGCAAAAAGUCGAGACGAUUAUUUUGGUUGGCGGAUUUGGGGAGUGCAAAUAUGCCCAAGACAUUUUAAAGAAGGCAAUGCAUGACAGGAAAAUCUUUAUCCCAGAAGAGCCAGGUCUUGUUGUUCUCAAAGGUGCAGUACGUUUUGGACAUUUCCAAGAAAUUGUUCGCUCGAGAAUAAUGACCCACACGUACGGAAUUGGUGUCGUUGGCGAAUAUGAUGAGCAAGAAUAUCAAAAUGCAGGUGAAGUAUCUUUUCAUCGGGAUCGCAAUUUUGUUGAUAUUGUUGUAUUUGACAUAAUAAUAAGAGCUGGAGAUGAAACAAGUAUAGGGAAAGUCAUUACUAAAGGCCCAUACGUACCAUCCGCACUACAUACAACACAUUUUGUAAUCUACACCACAGAAACCUUUGAUCCAAAAUUUGUGACAGAUCAAGGCUGCAAACAAAUUGGAAUGCUUACUGUAUCACAUGCCAAUGGACGGUGCCAAGAUGACAACCCACUUAUGGCUUCGUUUAUAUUCGGAGAUACGGAACUGUAUGUGAAGGCUGUGAAUAUAAGAACGAAAGAAGAAUUUUCUACUUAUAUAGACUGUUUAUAAAAAGUGCUUGCAUGUAUCAAAUUAUCCUGUAAGACUAGGUUCCUUAUAUUGGUUGCAAUUAGCGAUUAUGGUCUGUAUUUAAAUAACAUUUUAAUUAACAUUGAAAAUGUAAUACCAUUUAUAUUAAAGGUAUACUAUGCUCAUCCUUGAGUAAAAUAU
Messenger RNA from Ruditapes philippinarum (Manila clam), 2109 nucleotides. Its product is annotated as heat shock 70 kDa protein 12B-like. Bases 193 to 1950 code for a protein of 585 amino acids. Gene Ontology annotation, molecular function: ATP-dependent protein folding chaperone; ATP binding. The record is from RefSeq and is a predicted model, not a curated record. Lineage: Eukaryota; Metazoa; Mollusca; Bivalvia; Venerida; Veneridae. The transcript has 6 exons.